AUGACGAACGACGGUCACAAGCAGAAGUCCACGCGCAUGGCGUCGCCGGACGCGCUCGCGCUUCCGCACGUCAUCGAGACGAUUGCCACGUGCUUGAGCAACCAAGAGGACUUUACGAGCUUUCUGCAUGCGGUACCGCGCUCGCUCUGGACGCCGGCGCUCACGGCCUUUCUCGACUGCAGCUCGACAACGUCGCCUUCGGUCAUCGCCAACUGGCCGCGCAUUGAGCUGCGUACCAUGGACUUGCCGCCUUUGCUCUUGGCGCUGCUCGCGGCGACGCUGCCGCUGCGUCCACGCAUCGAACUUCAGUUUGCGGUCCGGGACGCGGCGUCACUGGCUUCGCUCGUCGCCGUCGUCGGCCCUGCGCUCAACAUUGUCACGCUCCAGUUCCACCGCGGCUGCAUGGUCCGUGGUGGAGGCCGAAUGAUCAGCAGUCUAUUCUUGCAGCGCUGCCCACGUCUGCGCCACGUGGCUAUCGCGGUCGAUCCAUAUACGGAGAACGAGGCCGUCGAGGUCAACGAUCUGCUUACAGUCGUCGCCCACCCGCAUGUCCACGAGUCGUCUCUCAGCCUUUUCAACCUGCAGCGCGCGACCACUGUACCGCGACUCGGCCAUCUCUUGGCUUCUUGGCUCUCGACGGCGCCAGCGACGAAGCUCCGAUUGGCCAAUGUCGCGCAGAUGGACCACGAUGGGGUCAUUGCGUUCUGCAAGGCGCUGCAAGCCAACACUACCCUCCAAGAGCUGGCCAUCAGCCACGUCCGCAGCCUGGGUGGCUUCCAUGGCCGCACGCUCCCAGUGUCGUUGAAGACCUUGACUUGGAAUGUGCGCCUAAAUGGCGCUGUCGACGAUGCAACGAUGACGGACCUUGCGACCGCCGUCGGCCGCACGCAGCUCGAGCGUCUCGAGUGCAGCGUCUUUGGCCAGCUGGCGACAUGCCCGGCCUCGGCGUCAAUGCUAUCGCAACUCCAGUGCCUCAGCGUCUCCUGGUCGCACGCUGACCACAUGCCGGCAAUGAUCGCGGGCUUGUCGUCGGUCCCGGCGCUGACGUCUCUGACGGCUCGCCAUUGCAGCCUCUCGACCUCGAUGGAGCUGUUCAUGAGGACGCUUGCGACGACGUGUGUGCAUCUCGAGUCGCUGUCUGUCGGCGAUAAGGAUCUGACUCGCGAUGGGGCUAUCGCUGUUCUGUCUGGCGUGCUGCAAUUGCCACACUUGACGACGCUGAGCCUCUGGAUGCCUCCGCGGUGUGCGUUGCAUGUGCUUCCAGAGCUCAUUGCUGCGGGCCGCCAUCUUCGCCGCCUCUCCUUGAUGGCCAUCGGGCGCGACAACUACAAAAUGGAAAAACGCGCGAUCUACCUAGCGCUGGCACUGACCCACGACGUCCCAUUUGUGGUCGACACGCUGCCAAAAGACAUGGACAAGUUCGUGGUCGACGCGCUCAGCCCACGCGCCGAUCGUUGCCACAAGUGCGACUUGGAUUUCUAAUUGCUACGGAUGGCAACAAAGAUAUCUUCGUUUGGCUCAACGUACGUACAGUAUCCAGCAGUAUCGCUACUUGGAUUGGCA
This is a messenger RNA of Saprolegnia parasitica CBS 223.65, 1563 nucleotides long. RefSeq lists its product as hypothetical. The record is from RefSeq and is a predicted model, not a curated record. Bases 1 to 1482 code for a protein of 493 amino acids. The transcript has a single exon. NCBI's taxonomy places the organism in Eukaryota, Oomycota, Saprolegniomycetes, Saprolegniales, Saprolegniaceae.